UAAGUCGACAAAAUAGCUACGCGCAACUACAUAACGCGCCACUUGCAACAAAUUAUUAGUGAAUAAUGAAUUAUUGUUGUUUUUGACUGCAUUCUAGUUCAGUUUCGAAGACGGUUCGCGUGUUUUUGUGUGUUGUCUGUGCGGCUCGGAUGUGCAGCGCGUGCAAGCAGCUCAUGUGUGCAUGUGUGUGUGCGGUUCUGUGUGCGUGCAAGUGUUUGUGUCAAUCGUAAAAACGAACAAAAUUUACCUAAAAACAAAGCAAGUCUAAUGCUAGUGUACAUAUUAUAUCGCAAGUGUAUUUUUAUUUGUGGCAGAAACAAAUACAAGUACACGAUAUUUGUUUUUAACAAUUGAGAUACGCACACAUACGCAUAUGCAUACAAACAAACAAAACUACAUAAUCAGGCAAACGAAGCCAGGUGCGACCGAUCCUCGCCCUUUUUUAUGUCAAAUGUCGUUGCGUCUUUGAGAGUGUGUGUAAAAUGGCUCGAGAGCCAUACACAAGUCAUACAACUUCUAACAUUAAGUUUAAACAAAUUGAACAACAAUUGUGCCAAAUAAUAACUGCAAAUACAAAAGCAACCAAUCAAACAAAACGAAAAUGUGCAAAUAAAACGACGAGUUCCGUGGGCUUAUUAUUUUGCGCCCGAAGCAGUCGUCAGAGCUUUGUUGUGAUAUGCUUUCUCCUGUUAUGCUGUUGCGUCUCCAACAGUUGGCAAUACAAGAAUGUGCACACUCCCGCCUCAUCUUCGCUGAUAUCGACGUCUUCCAAUACAUUCAUCAACACGCCGGCGACGCUACUCUACACGACACGUCAUGACAUUCAGGUGGCGAACAUUACAAAACCCACGGGUGGACCACAAAUUGAUGUCAUUGUGAAGGAUUUGGCCGAGGCAAUGGCCAUUGAUUUCUACUAUGCCAAGAAUUUGGUCUGUUGGACCGAUUGCGGUCGUGAGAUAAUCGAGUGUGCGCAAACCAACAUCACGCUGCCGUUGGCCAAGGCGCCCAAACAAACUGUGAUAUCGACGGGCUUGGACAAACCAGAGGGCCUGGCCAUUGAUUGGUAUACGGACAAGAUCUAUUGGACUGAUGGGGAGAAGAAUCGUAUUGAAGUUGCCACACUCAACGGCAAAUACCAGAAAGUGCUCUUCUGGACAGAUUUGGAUCAACCUCGAGCCAUAGCCGUUGUGCCGGCAAAGCGACUCCUCAUUUGGACGGAUUGGGGUGAAUAUCCGAAAAUCGAACGCGCGAGUAUGGAUGGAGAUCCCCUCACACGCAUGACCCUGGUCAAGGACAAUGUGUACUGGCCCAACGGCCUUGCCGUGGAUCUGAAAAGUGAGCUAAUCUAUUGGACAGAUGGAAAACACCGAUUCAUCGACGUGAUGAAGCUUGACGGCAGCAAUCGAAGAACCAUUGUCAACAAUCUGAAGUAUCCGUUUAGCGUAACUUAUUUCGACAAUCGCCUAUAUUGGACAGAUUGGUCGCGAGGUUCGCUAAAUGCCUUAGACUUGAACUCUCGCGAACUGAAGGAGCUAAUUGAUACUCCAAAAGCCCCCAACUCAGUGCGUGCCUGGGAUGCAGCGCUCCAGCCCUACGAGGACAAUCCCUGUGCUCAUAACAAUGGGAACUGCUCGCAUUUGUGUCUGCUGGCCGCCAAUUCUCAGGGCUUUAGCUGUGCUUGUCCCACUGGUGUAAAGCUCAUCUCACCCACCACCUGUGCGAAUGGGUCCCAGGAGAUGCUCUUCAUAGUGCAACGCACACAGAUUAGCAAAAUCUCCCUCGACUCACCAGAUUAUACAAUAUUUCCACUGUCCUUGGGGAAAGUGAAAUAUGCAAUUGCUAUUGACUAUGAUCCCGUAGAGGAGCAUAUCUAUUGGUCCGAUGUGGAGGCCUAUACCAUAAGACGUGCCCAUGCCGAUGGUACUGGUGUAACCGAUUUCGUGACUUCAGAGGUGCGUCAUCCGGAUGGGUUGGCCUUAGAUUGGCUCGCACGUAAUUUAUAUUGGACAGAUACGGUAACGGACCGCAUUGAGGUGUGCCGGUUGGACGGUUCGGCACGCAAGGUGCUCAUUUAUGAGCAUUUGGAAGAGCCAAGAGCAAUAGCGGUUGCACCAUCUCUCGGCUGGAUGUUUUGGAGUGAUUGGAACGAGCGCAAGCCGAAGGUGGAGCGUGCCUCACUCGAUGGAUCGGAGCGUGUGGUUCUUGUGUCGGAGAAUUUGGGUUGGCCCAAUGGCAUAGCCCUGGACAUUGAGGCUAAAACGAUUUACUGGUGCGAUGGCAAGACAGACAAACUAGAAAUGGCCAAUAUGGAUGGCUCGGAUCGACGCGUCGUAAUCAGCGAUAAUCUGAAGCACCUAUUUGGGCUCAGCAUACUUGAUGAUUAUCUCUACUGGACAGAUUGGCAGCGUCGCUCCAUUGACCGAGCCCACAAAAUAACUGGAAAUAAUCGGAUUGUGGUGGUGGACCAGUAUCCAGAUCUCAUGGGCCUGAAGGUAACCCGAUUGCGUGAGGUGCGUGGCCACAAUGCCUGCGCUGUUCGCAACGGUGGCUGCUCACACCUGUGCCUAAAUCGUCCCCGCGACUAUGUCUGCCGGUGUGCUAUCGACUUCGAGUUAGCCAAUGACAAACGGACCUGUGUUGUGCCAGCUGCCUUCCUGCUCUUCUCACGGCAGGAGCACAUUGGACGCAUUUCCAUUGAGUACAAUGAGGGAAACCACAAUGACGAGCGCAUUCCAUUCAAAGAUGUGCGCGAUGCGCAUGCCCUGGAUGUGGUGGUGGCGGAACGACGUAUAUAUUGGACAGAUCAGAAAUCAAAAUGCAUCUAUCGUGCUUUCCUCAACGGCUCUUAUGUGCAGCGUAUUAUAGACUCCGGCCUAAUAGGUCCCGAUGGAAUCGCCGUAGACUGGAUGGGUCAUAAUAUAUACUGGACCGAUGCAGAGGCGCGACGCAUAGAGGUAGCACGUCUGGAUGGUAGCAGUCGCCGAGUGCUGCUGUGGAAGGGUGUAGAAGAGCCGCGCUCACUAGUGCUGGAGCCCAAGCGGGGUUACAUGUACUGGACGGAAUCACCGUCGGAUUCCAUACGCCGGGCAGCAAUGGAUGGCUCCGAACUGCAAACUAUCAUAGCGGGCGCUAAUCAUGCGACAGUAUUGACCCUCGAUCAGGACACACGAAGACUGUACUGGGCCACCCAAUCCCGGCCGGCGAAAAUCGAAAGCGCCGACUGGGACGGCAAGAAGCGACAAGUGUUGGUGAGCAGUGAUAUUGAUGAGCCGUACGCAGUGUCCUUGUAUCAGGAUUACGUCUACUGGAGCGACUGGAAUACUGGAGAUAUUGAACGGGUGCACAAAAUAACUGGACAGAACCGUAGUCUGGUACAUUCCGGCAUGACAUACAUCACAUCGUUACUUAUUUUCAACGACAAGCGACAGACGGGUGUGAAUCCUUGCAAGACAAACAAUGGUGGCUGCUCGCAUUUGUGCCUCUCGCUUCCCAAUCGGCGUGGUAUGACUUGCGCCUGUCCCACACACUAUACGCUCUCAAAGGAUGGGUUCUCGUGCAUACCACCACGCAACUACAUCAUCUUUAGUCAAAGAAAUAGCUUUGGGCGCCUGCUACCGAACACCACGGACUGUCCCAACAUUCCGCUGCCAGUGUCGGGCAAAAAUAUACGCGCAGUCGACUAUGAUCCCAUCACUCAUCAUAUCUACUGGAUUGAAGGUCGUAGCCACAGUAUUAAACGCUCCCUGGCCAAUGGCACCAAGGUCAGUUUAUUGGUGAAUAGCGGGCAGCCUUUCGACAUUGCUAUUGAUAUCAUUGGACGUUUGCUCUUCUGGACAUGCUCCUAUUCAAACAGCAUCAACGUUACCAGCUUUCUUGGUGAAACCAUUGGCGUUAUUGAUAAGGGCGAUUCGGAGAAACCGCGCAACAUAGCCGUGCAUGCCAUGAAGCGUCUGCUUUUCUGGUCCGAUGUGGGCAGCCAUCAGGCCAUCAUUCGUGCACGCGUCGAUGGUAACGAGCGUGUAGAACUGGCCUACAAGCUAGAAGGCGUCACAGCUCUGGCACUGGAUCAGCAAUCGGAUAUGAUUUACUAUGCGCAUGGCAAGCGCAUCGAUGCCAUGGAUAUCAACGGCAAGAACAAGAAAACGCUUGUCUCCAUGCACAUUUCGCAGGUGAUAAACAUUGCAGCAUUGGGUGGCUUUGUAUAUUGGCUGGACGAUAAGACAGGCGUAGAACGGAUUACAGUGACUGGAGAGCGUCGUACGGCGGAGUUGCAGCGUCUGCCGCAGAUAACCGAUAUCCGAGCUGUGUGGACGCCGGAUGCCAAGCUGCUGCGCAAUCAUACGUGCCUGCACAGCCGGACCAAGUGCUCUCACAUAUGCAUAGCUUCGGGCGAGGGCAUGGCACGCACCCGUGAUAUUUGCUCUUGUCCCAAGCAUCUUAUGCUGCUGGAGGACAAGGAGAAUUGUGGUGCCUUGCCCGCUUGUGGACCGGAUCAUUUCACGUGCGCCGCUUCCGUGACGGGCAACAGUAACAUGAACAAGGACUGUAUACCCGCUUCCUGGCGAUGCGAUGGCCAAAACGAUUGUCCCGACAAAUCAGAUGAGGUGGGCUGUCCCACAUGUCGCGCCGAUCAGUUUAGCUGCCAGUCUGGUGAAUGCAUCGACAAGUCGCUGGUCUGCGAUGGCACCACAAACUGUGCAAAUGGACAUGACGAAGCCGAUUGCUGCAAGCGACCCGGCGAGUUUCAGUGCCCCAUCAAUAAGAUCUGCAUAUCGGCUGCCCUACUGUGCGAUGAUUGGGAUAAUUGCGCUGAUGGUGCUGACGAAUCACCGGAUAUUUGCAUGCAGCGUCGCAUGGCGCCCGCCUCAGAUAAGCGGGCCUUUAUGAUUUUAAUUGGCGCCACCAUGAUUACCAUAUUCUCAAUUGUUUACCUGCUGCAGUUUUGUCGCACACGCAUUGGUAAAAGUCGCACCGAACCCAAGGAUGACCAGGCCUCAGAUCCGUUGUCACCCUCUACGCUGAGCAAAUCGCAGCGCGUCUCUAAAAUUGCAUCCGUGGCGGAUGCGGUGCGCAUGUCGACGCUUAACUCGCGCAAUAGUAUGAACUCCUACGAUAGAAAUCACAUCACCGGUGCCUCCAGCUCCACAACAAAUGGCAGCAGCAUGGUAGCGUAUCCCAUCAACCCGCCUCCGUCGCCAGCAACGCGCUCCCGGCGUCCAUAUCGUCACUAUAAGAUCAUCAAUCAGCCGCCACCGCCCACUCCCUGCUCCACGGACAUUUGCGACGAGUCGGACUCCAAUUAUACCAGCAAGUCGAAUAGCAAUAAUAGCAACGGUGGUGCAACAAAGCUAUCCUCAUCUUCGGCUGCAGUUUGCCUGCAAUAUGGUUACGAUAGCGAACCUUAUCCGCCGCCCCCCACACCGCGAUCGCAUUACCACAGUGAUGUGCGCAUUGUGCCCGAAUCCUCGUGUCCGCCAUCGCCAUCGUCACGCUCCUCUACCUACUUCUCUCCGCUGCCACCGCCACCGUCGCCCGUGCAGUCGCCUAGUCGCGGCUUUACGUAACAUUUCGAGUUUUACAUGUAAGAGCCAAAGUGGGGAAGAGCCGGAAACUAAAUCGCAUUUUUAAGUUAGUCCUUACAUAUCAUUGUUGCUUCCAAGGGCCGCUAUAUUUAAUCUAGAACUACUUCAAUUUUACUACCACUACUACUCGUAAUACUUGUACUAUUGUAAAUAUAUCUGUGUGUUUAUUGGUCAUUUAAGGCUUUAACUAUUUGUAACGUGAGAUUUUGUUUGGUUCCAGAUCCUAGCAUCCGAUCCAUUCGUCCCCCAAGUGUGUAAAUAAUUUAGUUUAUAAAGUUUUACAUGUAUUACGAUCUCGCUAAGUAUUUGCCAGCAUUUUCUUUAUUUGCCAGACGAAAUCUAUCGAAAAACAUAAGUAAAUUAUUCAUAAUACGCAAUAAUAGACUGCAAUUCAAAAGCAAACGUAUAAAUAUAAGCCUUUUAAUUAAAUCAUAUUCCAUGCAUAUCUAUUUAAAAUCUAUACAACGCAAUUUAAUAUUCCGUGUGCCAAAUUUUGCAAACUUCCCGAAAACGGUUUUAUUUAAGAUUAAAUAAAUAUUGACAGCAUACUAUACAUAUUUAAUUUAACAAUCUUAGAGUCAUAAAUGUAAA
Scaptodrosophila lebanonensis is the source of this 6173-nucleotide messenger RNA. RefSeq names its product low-density lipoprotein receptor-related protein 6 (gene arr). The record is from RefSeq and is a predicted model, not a curated record. NCBI's taxonomy places the organism in Eukaryota, Metazoa, Arthropoda, Insecta, Diptera, Drosophilidae. The transcript has 7 exons. Gene Ontology annotation, molecular function: protein binding. Bases 483 to 5564 code for a protein of 1693 amino acids.